Molecule: messenger RNA, 1115 nt
Organism: Tigriopus californicus
Lineage: Eukaryota; Metazoa; Arthropoda; Copepoda; Harpacticoida; Harpacticidae
Product: splicing factor YJU2-like
Exons: 1
Coding region: 61-996 (311 amino acids)
Biological process (GO): mRNA splicing, via spliceosome
Cellular component (GO): U2-type catalytic step 1 spliceosome
Source: RefSeq, a predicted model, not a curated record
UUGAUUCGAUUCUGGACAAAAAUAAAAGCUUGAGAAUCAGGCGAAGAGUUUUUUAGCAAAAUGUCUGAGCGAAAAGUGUUAAACAAAUAUUAUCCGCCGGAUUUCGAUCCGUCGAAGAUCCCUCGGUCGAAGGUAGCCCGAAACAAGACCUUUAUUAUCCGAUUGAUGGCCCCUUGUAACAUGCGAUGCACUACUUGUGGCGAGUACAUCUACAAAGGCCGCAAAUUCAACGCCAGGAAGGAAGACGUGGACGAUAUGAGUUACAUUGGACUGCGGAUCUAUCGCUUCUAUAUCAAAUGCACGGCUUGUCUCUCGGAAAUCUCUUUCCGAACCGAUCCCGAGAAUACCGAUUACGUCCUGGAAGCCGGAGCCACGCGAAAUUUCGAGGCCUUGGCCAAGGCCGAGAAGAUUGAAGAGGCCAAACAACGGGCCUAUGACGAAGAGCUGCAGAAUAAUCCCAUGAAAUUGCUCGAGGAACGGACGGAGGCCUCGAAAAAUGAAAUGGCUCGGGUUGAGGCCUUGGAAGAGCUCCAAGAAUUGAAUAAACGCGAGGUCAAGAUCGAUUAUGAGCAGAUGCUUAACAAAUACGAUACUUUGAGGGAAACGGAGGCCCAAAAACAGGAGCAGCAAGAUGAGGCCGAGAUCCAGGCCCUCUUUGGACGCAAUGGUGGUGAGCCCGUGAAACGGCUCUUGGACGAGAGUGACGAUGAAGAAAAUGAAGAACGGGCACCGGCUACUACGAGUAAGGUUAUGAAGACUGAGAAGGCCACGGAUUGGCUGAGUACUCAACCGGCGGAGAAGACGCGAAAACAGGCAUGGGAGAAGAGCAUAGGCUCGUUGACGGGCCCCAAGAAAGGUGGUCUGGGCGUUUUGGUCAAGAAGAAACAACCGAAAGUGGAACAGCCCGAACCUCCGAAGUCAGCAGCACCUGCAGGACCUUCUGCGGGCUUGUCUUUGUUGGGGAGUUAUAGCGAUUCUGAAGAAGACAGUUCGUGAUCGUUUUUAGGGCAUUUUUUUUUUCUCAAUUUUCCUCGGAAAAAGAAGUAUUGCGUAAAAAAAUAGAAAUACAUACAAGGAUUCAAUAAAAUGACACAGUGUGCAAGAUCGCGCGUUUA